CAGCAAAUUACGAACCUUGUAUAUAAGUUGUUACCCUAGACGUGAUCUUGCUUCGGCGGCCUCCUUCCUGACAGCUUCGCGAUCGGAUCGCCAUGGCCGAUCCUUGUUCCGCCGAAGAUCUAGACCAGCUCCUAGACAGCGCUUUGGACGAUUUCUCUCAGCUCGGUCUCACUCCCUCCCAGAGUAGCGAUGGAAAAAGAGAUGGGAGAGCGGGGAAGGAUCCGUCGCCGCCCUCGUCGUCUUUCUCGCCACAAGUACAGGGAUUGGGAAUGGGUCUGCCGGAUCUGGGUGCGAGGAGGAAGGGGAAGCAGAGGACCCCUCCCAAGGGUUCCCACGCGUCCGAGGCACUUGAGAAGCUGACGCAGCAGACCCGAGAGGCAGUGAGGGGCUUGGAGUCCGCUACGAGAACCACCAACAUCCCCCAGGGUGCCGAUGCUGAAAUGGUCGAGGAGUUCGUCAAGCAGUUCGAGGCGGAGAUAGCUGGUUCGCAGGACAUGGAAUCUAUUGUUGAAACUAUGAUGCAGCAGCUUUUGUCUAAAGAAAUUCUCCACGAUCCCAUGAAGGAGAUUGGAGAAAGAUAUCCAAAGUGGUUGGAAGAGCACAAAGAUGCUCUGAAUAAGGAAGAUUAUGACCGCUAUUAUCACCAAUAUGAGCUUAUAUUGAAGUUAAAUGAGGUGUAUGAUAAGGAACCUGAAAACUUCUCCAAGAUUGUUGAUCUCAUGCAGAAAAUGCAGGAAUGUGGCCAACCUCCAAGUGAUAUUGUUCAUGAACUUGCUCCUGAUCUUGAUCUAAGCAACCUUGGGCAGCUAUCCCCGGACCAACUAGACGCUGCAGCCAACUGUUCUAUAAUGUGAAGACAUUAUGCACAGCAACAACAAGAUCGGUUCCCUUUCCUCUAAGAUGUUUAAUAUUAGGUUUUACAUUGGGGCCACCUUUGUUCCAUUGUCUCUUUCAUAGGCAUUUUCUGUUUGUACAAUAUUAUAAGCUAUAAAAGUUCGUCUGAGUUUUAUUAGUAGAAUUGUAGUUAAAGUUUUUGUCUUCUGAUGUUGGUCCAGUUAUUUGUUUGUUUC
This is a messenger RNA of Zingiber officinale, 1070 nucleotides long. RefSeq names its product peroxisome biogenesis protein 19-2-like. Gene Ontology annotation, cellular component: peroxisome; peroxisomal membrane. Gene Ontology annotation, biological process: protein import into peroxisome membrane. NCBI's taxonomy places the organism in Eukaryota, Viridiplantae, Streptophyta, Magnoliopsida, Zingiberales, Zingiberaceae. The record is from RefSeq and is a predicted model, not a curated record. The transcript is spliced from 5 exons. The coding region runs from base 93 to 854 and encodes 253 amino acids.